Molecule: messenger RNA, 774 nt
Organism: Gracilinanus agilis (Agile Gracile Mouse Opossum)
Lineage: Eukaryota; Metazoa; Chordata; Mammalia; Didelphimorphia; Didelphidae
Product: cyclin-dependent kinase 18-like
Exons: 2
Biological process (GO): protein phosphorylation
Cellular component (GO): cytoplasm; nucleus
Molecular function (GO): ATP binding; protein kinase activity
Source: RefSeq, a predicted model, not a curated record
AGAAAGUAAGGGUUAUUAAAAAAAAUUUACAAUAUAAUCCCAUCUUUCUAUCUACAUCCAAAGAAGGAAGUUUAGCUCUCAGGAUUAUAAGACUAGAACCCCAGUGCCAUGCCUAGGGCAGAGUUCCUUAGAACAUAGUACUUAUUAUCAAUUCUAAGAUGGACGGUAAGGGCUUAAAAAUAAAGAGAUUUUUUCAAAAGAGCUAUAUAAAUUUCAGAUUGGUGGCUGAAGAGAAGGAGUAUGAUACCCUACCAGGAACUCUCCUCAUACCCACACAUUCUGGAAUCCCUGCUGCUGUAGCUCCCACUUUCCCUGCCUUGACCACUGCAGAAAACGCCCCAGGGCCAGAGCGGGGUUCCCCAAACAGAGGGGUGAAUGAGAAGCCCACCAGAGUCUUCUUGGGCUUAAAUUUUUCUCUUCUCCCCCCACCCUCGCCAUGGACACUGUCUGACUCAGUUUCCCCAGGGGCUUGCUGUGCUUGUCAGACAGGACUCUUCAUAGUGCUCCUCCCACCCCUCCACCCUCCCAGGUCUUUAUGUUCCAGCUGCUCCGAGGUCUCUCUUACUGCCAUCGACGGAAGAUCCUUCACAGGGACCUGAAGCCCCAGAACUUGCUCAUCAACGAGAAGGGGGAGCUAAAACUGGCGGACUUCGGCCUGGCUCGGGCCAAGUCAGUGCCCACCAAGACUUACUCCAAUGAAGUAGUGACCCUUUGGUACCGGCCCCCUGACGUGCUGCUGGGCUCUACGGAAUACUCUACUCCCAUCGAUAUGUG